AUGGACAACACAGACACGUAUUUGUUCAACUUCAAAGGUUUUUAUUUUGUACGUUCUUUAGUUAAUGUUGACCUACUAAAAAAUAUAGAUGAUUUUGAAAUUAGAGAUGAUGAUGUCUUCAUAAUUACAUAUCCAAAAUCUGGUACCAUCUGGACUCAGCAGAUAUUAAGCUUGAUUUAUUUUGAGGGACAUCGUAACAGAACUGAAAUCGUGGACACAAGUGAUCGAGUCCCCUUCCUCGAAUACAAUAUUGGCAAAGUGGACAACUACAGGAGACCAUCCCCUCGUCUCUUCGCUUCCCACCUCCCAUAUUAUUUAGCACCAAAAGGCCUCAAGAACAAAAAAGCCAAAAUUAUUUACAUCUAUAGAAACCCCAAGGAUGUUUUGAUCUCAUAUUUUCAUUUUUCGAAUUUGAUGGCUCUAUUAGAAGCUACAGAUAACUUAGAACAUUUCAUGAAAAGGUUUCUAGAUGGAAAAGUUUAUGGUAACCUUUGGUUUGACCACAUCAGAGCCUGGUAUGAGCACAGAAGUGAAUUGAAUAUUCUGUUCAUGAUGUAUGAGGAGAUGAAGAAGGAUCUCAGAAGUUCUGUGCUUAAAAUCAGCAGUUUUCUUGAGAAAGAACUGAGUGACGAGGAUGUGGAAGCUAUUGUGAAACAGGCUACAUUUCAGAACAUGAAGUUUGAUCCACAAGUAAAUUAUCAGCAUCUUCUAAAACAUGAAUGGGGGACAAGAACAAAUGAGGGAGAUUUCUUACGCAAAGGUACCGUUGGAGACUGGAAACAUCACUUGACUGUGGAGCAAAAUGAGAGAUUUGACAGGAUAUUCCAAAAGAAGAUGAAAGAUUUCCCCUUGAAGUUCAUCUGGGAUAUAAAUGAGGAGGAGAAUUAG
This is a messenger RNA of Diceros bicornis minor, 888 nucleotides long. RefSeq names its product amine sulfotransferase-like. Gene Ontology annotation, molecular function: sulfotransferase activity. The coding region runs from base 1 to 888 and encodes 295 amino acids. The transcript is spliced from 6 exons. Gene Ontology annotation, cellular component: cytoplasm. Lineage: Eukaryota; Metazoa; Chordata; Mammalia; Perissodactyla; Rhinocerotidae. Gene Ontology annotation, biological process: sulfation. The record is from RefSeq and is a predicted model, not a curated record.